Molecule: messenger RNA, 1329 nt
Organism: Cuscuta campestris
Lineage: Eukaryota; Viridiplantae; Streptophyta; Magnoliopsida; Solanales; Convolvulaceae
Source: the annotation of a GenBank genome assembly
CAUGUUUAAACGGUUCUCCAACAAAAACACCUUGAAAACCAUCUUUCGCUUUUGGUCGUUUGACAAAAAUCAUUCAAAACGGCAUAAACUUGGCUAGCCGUGGUUUUCACUCAAAUGACGUGGUUUUUAAAGUGUCUUACUUGAUUUAUUAGCCAAAUACAUCAAAUAAGGGUUUUAAACACUUGGUUUUUAUUUUGGAGAACUUUGAAUUUUUCGGUCGGGUUUCGCAUCGGUUGGCUAGGCCGUGGUUAAGGCAAAAACCAUGGGUUCUUGACUAACCACCCACCCAGCGAUGGGAAGAUCUUCCCAUCGAUGGGAAUUGGAGAGGGUCAAUCAACCUCUAGGCCACCGCUCUUUGAUGGCACCAACUACACAUAUUGGAAAGAGCGGAUGAAAAUCUACAUCCGCUCAACCAACUUUCAGUUGUGGUUGGUCAUCAAGAAUGGCGAGGAAACUCCAAUGAAGAAGGUCGAUGAAAAACUCGUCCCAAAGACCGAGGACGAAUUUGAUGCCGAAGACAUCAAAAAAGUGGAGAACUACGCCAAGGCUAUCAAUAUGCUGUACUGUGCCGUCAAUCCUGAUGAUUAUCGCAAGAUUUCUUGCUGCACCACUGCAAAAGAAAUGUGGGACAAACUGGAGGUCACGUAUGAAGGUACGGACCAGGUUCGGGAAGCCAAAAUUGACUUCCUAACGCAGGAGUACGAGAUGUUCAGGAUGAAGGAAGGCGAAAAGAUCGAUGACAUGUUCGAUCGGUUCUCAAAAAUCAUCAACGACCUUCAUGCACUCAAGAAGACUUACACCAACAAGGAUCUUGUGAGAAAAAUCCUGCGAAGUCUCACACCCGAAUGGAGAUCAAAGGCAGAUGCAAUCUAUGAAUCCAUCGGAGUCUCAAAUGUCACCAUCGACGGGCUAAGAGGUAAUCUCAAAACUUAUGAAUCUACUAUUCUAACCCCGUCUUUGGAUGAGCAAAAGAAGAAGGGAAUAGCACUGAAAGCAACCAAGGAGACCGUGGAAGAUGACUCAAGCGAUGAUGACAACGAGUUCGGACUUGUCAUCAAGAAAUUGCACAAAUUUUUGAAGAAGGAAUUUGAGCGCAAAGGAAGAAAGCACGACGGUCCCCCGAAGUGCUAUGGUUGUGGUGAGAUAGGCCACAUCAAGCCAAGGUGUCCAAAAAGCAAAGGCGGCAAGGACAAACCUGGCUUCAAAAAGCAACGCGCCUACAUCUCUUGGGGAGGCGACUCCGGGGAUGAGUCAACGGAUCAAGAAGAGGAGGAAGCCGCCAACCUCUGUCUCAUGGCGCACGAAGAUCAAACCGACGACGUUCAAGAG